UUAGUUUCGCUUCUUCAAGGAAAACUUGAUUCUUUAGUGGGAAAAUCGUCAGGUUAUAUUGAGAACCUACCCGAAGAAGUCAAGGAUCAAGAUAUUUUAGCACUCGAAAAAAAAUAUUUAGAGUUAUACAGGCCAUUAUAUGAAAAACGAUUAAAAGUAGUUCGCGGUGAGUGCGAACCAACCAAGGAGGAAAUAGAAAUAGGCGCGACGCUUGAUGAAGAACAACAGACGGAAAUAGAGGAGAACGCACAACCGGAAAAAAAUAAAGUACAAGAGAAUAAAGAGAGUAAGAAGGAACCUGUUAAAGGAAUUCCAGAAUUUUGGCUUACGGCUAUGAAAAAUUUAGGAACGAUUGCGGAGAUUAUUACUGAUCGGGAUGAAGAAGCAUUAAAGCAUUUGAUUGACAUACGCAUGUCAUAUCUCGAAAAACCAGGUUUCCAACUUGAGUUCGAAUUUGAAGAGAAUCGAUUUUUUAAGAAUAAAACCUUGACAAAAACUUAUUAUUAUCAAGAUGAUCCAGGAUAUGGUGGAGAUUUUGUUUAUGAUCAUGCAGAAGGUACAGAUAUUGAUUGGAAAGAAGGUGAAGAUCUUACA
This is a messenger RNA of Dentiscutata erythropus, 594 nucleotides long. Lineage: Eukaryota; Fungi; Glomeromycota; Glomeromycetes; Diversisporales; Gigasporaceae. The record is from the annotation of a GenBank genome assembly.